AUGUCAAGAGCAUUAUCGUCUACCAGAGUAUUGAUCGAUGAUCAAGUUACACCAGCUACAGUCAUAUUUUCCAUAGAAACAGGAAAAAUUCUACAUAUAGAAUACAAGGUUUUACCCCCAAAUGACGCUAUACUAAAGACGUAUGCCGUGUUGCCAAUCGAUUACCGUAACGUGUCGCCAGCAGUGAUUAUGCCGGGGUUAGUGGAUGCACACGUUCACUUGAACGAGCCGGGUCGUACGGAAUGGGAAGGUUUUGCCACUGGUACCAGAGCAGCCGCCUUUGGAGGAGUGACAACUGUUAUUGACAUGCCAUUGAAUGCAAUUCCUCCCACAACAACUGUUUACAAUUUCAAUUUGAAGAUAAACGCUGCAAGAGAGCAGUGCUGGGUUGAUGUUGGCUUUUGGGGCGGUUUGAUCCCUGACAAUUUACAAGACUUGGUGCCAUUGAUAAGAAUGGGUGUGAGAGGAUUCAAGGCGUUUAUGAUUGAAAGUGGUGUGGAUGAGUUUCCAGCAGUUACCCCACGCAUCAUUCACGAGGCAAUGAAGAUUGUAAAGGACGAAAAGACGUUGUUGAUGUUUCAUGCCGAGAUGCAACCACAGGAGCAUAGAGUCGAUUUCCAGAUCCUGGAUGAAGAGGAUCUGUCGAGAGACGAGGAUUUAACUGACUGGUCUGAUAACAACCCAGUAGCCACUGUGGAAGAUGAGUUAAUGAAUACAGACUUCGAUUUGGGAAUGUCUGCUUCAUUUAUUAAUAGGGCCCCACAACCAGUGGUCAAGCUUUUGCGUAAAGAUACAGGCUCCCAUAAAGGGGAACACGAAAAUUGUAAGUUGCCCCAUAACCAUGCAGGAUCAAUCGACGAGUCAGUCUUGUCAAACGACCAAGCAAAAAAGUUGGCCCAUACGCCAAUCUUGGCAGGUGCUGAACCAACACAUGGUAAAAAUGCAAUGAAGGUUAAGCAACAAAGCCAUUUAGAAGAAGAAGGGUUAUGGGCAGUCGAGGAUGACACCAAAGUCAGUUCGCCAUUUUUGUUGGCAAAGCAAAAGGAUUCGACUUUAUCCACUGUUGAUCCCACUGCUUAUGCCUCCUUUUUGGCCUCAAGACCAGACAAUUUCGAAACUACUGCCAUCGCCGAAAUCAUCAAUUGCUCAACCUUGAUGCCUACAGUUCCGUUGCACAUUGUGCAUUUGGCAACCCAUGAAGCAGUGCCUCUACUUAGAGCAGCAAAAGCCAAAGGCUUGCCAAUCACGGCAGAGACAUGUUUCCAUUAUUUGUCGUUAUGUGCGGAAAACAUUAGUAGUUGCUCGACUCAUUUCAAAUGCUGUCCUCCAAUCAGAACUGACGACAAUAGGAAAUUGUUGUGGAAAGCAUUGCGUAAUGACAUUAUUACCACCGUUGUCAGCGAUCAUUCGCCAUGUACGCCAGACUUGAAAGGCUUGGAAAAGGGUGAUUUCUUUGAAGCUUGGGGAGGUAUUUCCAGUGUUGGGUUUGGUUUGCCCAUUUUGUACACUGAAGGAUCAAAGUUGGAUCCACCAAUUUCGUUAGUUGAGAUUAACAAAUGGUGUUCAUUAAACACUGCCAAACAAGUUGGUUUGGAAGACAAGAAGGGAGCUUUGAAAGUGGGAUUCGAUGCUGAUUUUUGUAUUUUUGAUACCGAAGCAGUUGUCAAGGUUGAGAACAAAGAUGUCUAUUUUAAAAAUAAGUUGACUGCAUACGACGGUAUGGAAUUUCAAGGAAGAGUGUUGGAGACUUUAAUCAGGGGUAACUCGGUUUAUGCAUUCGGUAAGGGCCACUCAAGCGUGCCCAUGGGUCAAUUGAUUUUGGAGCAAAGAAGGUAA
Lodderomyces margitis is the source of this 1836-nucleotide messenger RNA. RefSeq names its product allantoinase (gene DAL1). Bases 1 to 1836 code for a protein of 611 amino acids. NCBI's taxonomy places the organism in Eukaryota, Fungi, Ascomycota, Pichiomycetes, Serinales, Debaryomycetaceae. Gene Ontology annotation, cellular component: cytoplasm. The transcript has a single exon. The record is from RefSeq and is a predicted model, not a curated record. Gene Ontology annotation, molecular function: allantoinase activity. Gene Ontology annotation, biological process: purine nucleobase catabolic process.